This is a messenger RNA of Macrosiphum euphorbiae (potato aphid), 1614 nucleotides long. The record is from the annotation of a GenBank genome assembly. Lineage: Eukaryota; Metazoa; Arthropoda; Insecta; Hemiptera; Aphididae.
AUGUUGUCCAAGCUGAGGUUGGUGUUUGAUCUGUUGAGGAGUGCGCGUCUAACUCUCAAACCAUCGAAGUGUGCCUUCGGUGCCAAGCAGAUUGAAUUUCUAGGAUUUGUCAUUGGCGGCGGUUUGAUACAGCCAGGUGAACUGAAAACACGGGUGAUAUCGGACUUCCCUACUCCGGUCGACGUGACGUCAUUGAAACGGUUUUUGGGACUUACCAGCUUCUUCCGUAGGUUUGUGGAAGAAUAUGCGACCAUAGCAGAACCACUUACGCGAUUGACCAAGAAGAACGCGGAUUUCUUGUGGAGCGACAAGCAGGAUAGAGCUUUCCGUGUGCUGAAGGACCGGUUGACAAAGCCGCCAGUUCUUACUAUGUUUGAUCCAAAUGCAGAAGUUACCGAACUGCAUACUGAUGCCAGUUCGUUAGGACUUGGCGCUGUGCUGUUGCAGUCCAAGAAGACUGGCGAUUCGCUUAGGUUAGUUUAUUGUAUAAGUAAGAAAACCAGUGAUUCUGAAUCCAAGUACCAUUCCAGCAAGUUGGAAUUGAUGUGCGUGGUGUGGGCAAUGAGUAAGUUACGUCAAUUCCUCUUGGGACUGCAAUUUGUGGUUUACACGGACUGCCAGGCGCUUGUGUAUCUGAACUCAUUCAAGGCGACGAACGCGCAAGUAGCCCGCUGGCACGAUGUGUUGCAAGAAUAUGAUUUUACAAUCAAAUAUCGACCUGGGAAUCGGAUGUGUCAUGUAGAUGCUUUGUCUAGGGCUCCAGUAAGCCCUACUGGUGAAAAACUUCCCUUCGACGUGGAGUUGGAGGAUAGAUGGGACGUCUGUGUAUUACUGACCAUCGAAGAUAAGGUGCGGAUGUGCCAAGCGGCUGAUCAAGAGGUGUCGAGUAUUAUUCAGAAACUAAAUGCUGAUCCAGUCGACUACAACUUGGUUGACAAAAGUUUUUCUCUGGAGAACGUACUGCUGUACAGGCGAGUUAAUGGGAAGUUAUUGUUCGUGAUACCAACGGCUAUGCGCAAGGGGUUGGUGGUUGCUGCACAUAAUUUGAAAGGGCACCCUGCUGUGGACCGUACGGUUGCUGAUAUAUUAGAGGACUUUUGGUUCGUUAAGAUGCGGAGGUAUGUUGCAUUUCACAUCAAGAUGUGCUUCGAAUGCUUGAUGGUGAAGGGACCAAGAGGCAAACAGCCAGGUCUAUUGCAUCCUAUUGUUGUGGGGAAAAGACCAUUUGACACCGUACACCUUGAUCACUUGGGCCCGUUGGUUACCACUUCGAGCGGUUUCAAGUAUGUGCUAACUUUUGUAGACAACUUUACUAAAUAUGUAAAUUUUUACCCUGUAGCUAAUACGAGCGCCGAUGAGACGCUGCAGUGCGUCAAGAAAUUUGUGAACGCUUAUGGAUUACCUCAAAGGUUAAUUUCUGAUAGAGGGACGUGCUUCACUGCUCGAGUAUUCGAAGAAUAUUGUGAUGGUCAAGGGAUCAACCACAUAUUGACCUCCACGCGCCACCCACAGGCAAAUGGACAGGUUGAGCGGACCCAUAGUGUACUUAUGGCUGUGUUAAUGACGUGCGCUGAAGAAGGCAAGGAUUGGGACGAGAUUCUGACUGAGGUAUAG